CACACAGGAACACAGAACGGACUGAGUGGAUUCGGUAGACGUGUCAGCUAAGGAAGUGAAGCUGCAGAAACAUUUAACAGUCCCGCAAAACCCCUUUCUAACAGGGGAUGAUUUUAGGAUUUAAAUUCACGUAAAUUGACCUUCAUCUUUAAACGUAAUACAUUCCUAUUCAGUUUUUUAUUGUCAGUGAAAAUGUUGACCAAAUUUGAGACAAAGUCGGCCCGAGUGAAAGGACUAAGUUUUCACCCUAAAAGGCCCUGGAUUCUUGCCAGUCUGCACAAUGGAGUCAUCCAGCUGUGGGACUAUCGCAUGUGUACCCUCAUCGACAAGUUUGACGAGCAUGAUGGUCCAGUCAGAGGUAUUGACUUUCACAAGCAGCAGCCUCUGUUUGUGUCAGGAGGCGAUGACUACAAGAUCAAGGUCUGGAACUAUAAACUGCGUCGGUGUCUUUUCACUCUUCUGGGACAUCUUGAUUACAUUCGCACCACCUUCUUCCACCAUGAGUAUCCCUGGAUCCUUAGUGCAUCUGAUGAUCAGACCAUCCGCAUUUGGAACUGGCAGUCCAGAACAUGUGUCUGUGUGCUGACUGGCCAUAAUCACUAUGUGAUGUGUGCUCAGUUUCAUCCCUCUGAGGACCUGGUGGUGUCAGCCAGCCUGGAUCAGACUGUGCGCGUGUGGGAUAUUUCUGGUCUGAGGAAGAAGAAUUUGUCUCCGGGUGCUGUGGAUGCGGAGGUGCGCGGCAUCUCUGGUGUCGAUCUGUUCGGGGCAUCUGAUGCCGUGGUGAAACACGUUCUGGAGGGUCAUGAUCGAGGGGUAAACUGGGCGGCUUUCCAUCCCAGCAUGCCUCUUAUUGUAUCAGGGGCAGAUGACCGUCAGGUGAAGAUCUGGAGAAUGAACGAGUCAAAAGCAUGGGAGUUGGACACCUGUAGGGGGCACUACAACAACGUGUCCUGUGCAGUGUUUCACCCUCGCCAGGAGCUCAUCCUGUCCAACUCUGAGGACAAGAGCAUCCGUGUGUGGGACAUGUCUAAGAGAACCGGAGUCCAGACCUUUCGCAGAGACCACGACCGUUUCUGGGUGCUGGGAGCUCACCCCAACCUCAACCUGUUUGCUGCUGGUCAUGACAGUGGGAUGCUGGUGUUUAAGCUGGAGAGGGAGCGUCCAGCCUACGCCGUGUACGGUAACAUGCUGUACUACGUAAAGGACCGUUUCUUGCGUCAGCUGGAUUUCAACAGCAGUAAGGACACAGCUGUGAUGCAGCUGCGCAGCGGUUCAAAAUUCCCAGUGUUCAGUAUGUCUUACAACCCUGCUGAGAAUGCUGUGUUAUUGUGCACUAGAGCCACUAACCUGGAAAACAGCACUUAUGACUUGUACUCCAUCCCAAGAGAGAGUGACUCCCAGAAUCCUGAUGCUCCUGAGGGUAAACGCUCCUCUGGCCUGACUGCAGUGUGGGUGGCCAGGAACCGGUUUGCCGUGCUCGAUCGUAUGCACUCGCUGCUGAUAAAGAAUUUGAAGAAUGAGAUCGUGAAGAAGGUGCAGGUGCCGAGCUGCGAGGAGAUCUUCUACGCUGGAACAGGAUCUCUGUUGCUGCGGGACGCUGACGGAGUCACACUCUUUGACGUGCAGCAGAAGCGCUCCCUCGCCACCGUCAAAAUCGCUAAGGUCAAAUAUGUGGUGUGGAGCGCCGAUGCCAACCACGUGGCUCUGCUGGCCAAACACGCCAUCAUGAUCUGCAACAAGAAGUUGGACAGCCUGUGUAACAUCCACGAGAACAUCCGAGUGAAGAGCGGUGCCUGGGCUGAGAAUGAUGUCUUCAUCUACACCACUUCCAACCAUAUCAAAUAUGCUCUCACCUCAGGUGAUCACGGUAUAAUCCGUACCUUGGACCUGCCCAUCUACGUGACAAGAGUCAGAGGCAACAGUGUGUACUGUCUGGAUCGUGAAUGCAGGCCACGAGUGCUCAACAUUGACCCCACAGAGUAUCGUUUUAAACUGGCUCUGGUCAAUCGCAAAUACGAAGAGGUUCUUCAUAUGGUGCGCAAUGCUAAACUGGUAGGCCAGUCCAUCAUUGCCUAUCUGCAGAAGAAGGGUUACCCAGAGGUUGCGCUGCACUUCGUCAAGGACGAGAAGACUCGCUUUAGCCUGGCACUGGAGUGUGGAAACAUUGAGGUGGCGCUGGAGGCUGCAAAAGCCCUGGACGAACGUAGCUGCUGGGAGCGUCUCGGCGAAGCUGCUCUUCUCCAGGGUCAUCACCAGGUGGUGGAGAUGUGCUACCAGCGAACCAAGAAUUUCGACAAGCUCACGUUCCUGUACCUCAUCACGGGCAACCUGACCAAGCUCAGGAAGAUGAUGAAGAUAGCUGAGAUUAGAAAAGACAUGAGCGGACACUAUCAGGGUGCUCUUUACCUGGGUGAUGUCAGCGAGCGUGUGCGAAUCCUGAAGAACUGUGGACAGAAGUCUUUGGCUUACCUGACUGCUGCCACUCAUGGGAUGGACGAAGAAGCAGAGGCCCUCAAAGAGACCUUUGAUCUGGAAAAAGAAGUGGUGCCUGAAGUCGACCCCAAUGCUCAGCUGUUGCAGCCACCACCUCCCAUCAACCCCUUGGACACCAACUGGCCUCUGCUCACUGUUUCUAAGGGCUUCUUUGAGGGAGCCAUUGGUGCCAAAGGUAAAGCAGGACAGAUGGUUGCUGAUCUUGACAUGGAUACCGCAGGAGCAGAAGGAUGGGGAGAAGAUGCAGAACUUCAUCUGGAUGAAGAUGGAUUCAUGGAUGCUCAGGAAGGUUUGGGAGACGAGGGAACUAUCGGGAAGGAUGAAGGCGGAGGCUGGGAUGUUGAGGAAGAUCUGGACCUUCCACCAGAACUUGAUGUGCCCUCUGUUGGAGGAGGUGGGGCCGAAGGGGAAGGUUUCUUUGUACCGCCCACCAAGGGCACAAGCCCCACCCAGACUUGGUGCAACAACUCUCAGCUGGCUGUGGAUCACAUCUUGGCCGGCUCCUUCGAGACAGCUAUGAGGUUGCUACACGAUCAGGUCGGUGUGGUUCAGUUUGGGCCCUAUAAGCAGAUUUUCAUGCAGACCCUGUCCCGCGGUCACACCUGUUACCUGGGUCUUCCAUCUCUGCCCUGCUUGCACAGUUACCCGCAAAGGAACUGGAAGGACAGCGGUGCUAAAGGAGGCCUGCCAGCGGUGGGCUUGCGUCUGUCUGACCUCAUUUCGCGCCUGCAGCAGUGCUACCAGUUGACCACGGCCGGGCGCUUCGAGGAUGCCGUUGAGCGCUUCAGGGCCAUCCUGCUGUCAGUUCCACUGCUCGUGGUUGACAACAAACAAGAGAUUGCAGAGGCCCAGCAGCUGAUCACUAUCUGUAAAGAGUACAUCAUCGGCCUCAGUAUGGAGACGGAGAGGAAGAAACUUCCUAAAGACUCUCUAGAUGACCAAAAGCGACUGUGUGAGAUGGCAGCAUACUUCACACACUGCAGUCUCCAGCCUGUCCAUAUGGUGUUGGUGUUGAGAACAGCUCUCAAUCUUUUCUUCAAACUCCGUAACUUCAAAACAGCAGCUGGAUUCGCUCGCCGUCUCCUUGAGCUCGGCCCCAAACCAGAAGUUGCACAACAGACACGAAAGAUUCUUGCAGCUUGUGAGAAGAGCCUGACAGAUGCACACCAACUGAACUACGACCCCCACAAUCCCUUUGACAUCUGCGCAGCAUCAUACACUCCCCUGUACCGUGGGCGGCCCGUAGAGAAGUGUCCUCUGUCUGGAGCUUGCUACUGCCCGAAAUACAAAGGAGAGGUCUGCAGGGUCACACAGGUUACCCAGAUCGGUAAAGAUGUCAUUGGAUUGCGCGUCAGCCCGUUACAGUUCCGUUGAACGAUUGACGUCAACAUCAAUGGAAACGGAUGAGGAUGUCUUUCUCGUGAUUUUCUUUAAGAUAAUGUAACAAAAACUAAUGUGUGAUCAGAGCAAAAGGAAGUUAGAAAAAAAUCCCUUAUGUAUAAUGACUUGUCUGUGACUUGCUUUGCAUUAUUAUAUAUAUGAAGUCUCUGUAUCUUUAUGCUCGCCUAACGGAAGGGUUUCUCUUUCUUCAGUAUGAGUAACUAACUGUACAUCUAUAACCCUGUCUCAAGUGCAUUCAUGCAUUAUAAGCAUGCAACACACACUUUUCUUUCCUGUUCUCUUAUGGAAAUAAAAUUCUGGAAACAAA
Messenger RNA from Paramisgurnus dabryanus, 4201 nucleotides. RefSeq names its product COPI coat complex subunit alpha (gene copa). Gene Ontology annotation, cellular component: COPI vesicle coat. Gene Ontology annotation, molecular function: structural molecule activity; protein binding. Gene Ontology annotation, biological process: retrograde vesicle-mediated transport, Golgi to endoplasmic reticulum; intracellular protein transport; endoplasmic reticulum to Golgi vesicle-mediated transport. Lineage: Eukaryota; Metazoa; Chordata; Actinopteri; Cypriniformes; Cobitidae. The record is from RefSeq and is a predicted model, not a curated record.